CUUAACUCUAUCGCUCCUUAUUAUCUUAAUCGUAUCCGCUUCACUCUCUCAGCGGACGUAUAAAAAACUUUACACACACACAUACACUCGUUGCCCACGGAGAAAACCAGACUUGGGAAUAUUUAAUUUUUCACGAUGAAGUACUCCUUCGUCACCGCCGCCCUGGUGGGAUCCGUCUUCGCGUCUCAGCACAAGGGCCACGGAGGCUUCCACUUGCGUCGUGGUGGUUAUGAGGCGGCUCCUCCUCAGCCCCAGGGUGAUGUCUGCACCGUCUACACCACCGUGUACGUGAGCCAGCCACCAACCCCCGAGUCUACCUCUUGCACUGAGGAUGUUCCAAGCCCCACGGGUCCUGCUCCCAACGUGCCUCAACAGAGCCAGCCAGGCUACCCGCCUUCGGGCCCCAAUUCCCAGCCUCCCGCUCCUAAACACUGCAGUACUUGCACCAGCGAGACUCCUUACCCCACUGGUCCCCAGCCCGGCUACCCGACUGGUCCUCCACCAAACGGUCCUCAGCAGAGCCAGCCAGGCUACCCACCUUCGGGCCCCAAGUCCCAGCCUCCCACUCCUGAGCACUGCAGCACAUGCACCGGUGAGACUCCUUACCCCACUGGUCCUACUCCCAAUGGGCCUCAGGAGAGCCACCCUGGCUACCCACCUGCUCCCAUGAGCACCCCCGGCCAACCUGGACACCCGCCAGUCCGUGAGCAGAGCACUUCGACCACCUGCACUGAGGAGACCACCAGCCCUA
Messenger RNA from Exserohilum turcica Et28A, 751 nucleotides. RefSeq lists its product as uncharacterized. The annotation marks the transcript as partial. The record is from RefSeq and is a predicted model, not a curated record. Lineage: Eukaryota; Fungi; Ascomycota; Dothideomycetes; Pleosporales; Pleosporaceae. The transcript has 4 exons.